This is a messenger RNA of Anopheles funestus (African malaria mosquito), 1825 nucleotides long. RefSeq lists its product as uncharacterized. Lineage: Eukaryota; Metazoa; Arthropoda; Insecta; Diptera; Culicidae. Bases 579 to 1706 code for a protein of 375 amino acids. The record is from RefSeq and is a predicted model, not a curated record. The transcript has a single exon.
ACGCGGUUUUUGCCCCGCGCAUCACGCUAGCAAAAACAAAAGGAAAUAGAGCAAAAACCAACCCCAAAACAAUAAGCGAGUGUACGUACUGCCGGCAAUGGGUUAAGUUAAGGGCAGACUCGAGGGAGAAGAAAGAAAUGAAACUUUCGUUGAUUUGAAGCUAUCAACCCGAAACCUUGACCGGCUAUCACCGUCAACGUGUAUGUGGCCGAUGCUGUUUCGCCGAAAGUACGUUUGGAUGUGUCGGAAAACGUGCCGGAUUUCUAUCACGCCGGGUGUGCGCUAUCUUACGCAUCCCAGCACCCGGUUGCACGAUCGCUUAUAAAGCGUGUCCAGACCCUGCUGGCCUCGGCCUACAGGGUAAACGUGAAGACACUAUAUGUCGUCACCCGUUCUUCAAGCGUUCAGACGUGCUAUGGUGUCCACAGGAACUACGCUUACCGCUGCCGGGUGCAGCGCCAUCAUACUGUUAAUUGUGGCCGGUGGUUCCCAUUGUGGAACCAUCUCAACGGUACACUAUGGAGAGCCAAAGCAGAGUAAGUUAAAGGCGGAACAUCGGUUCCAGUGAAGUGAAGCUAAUGUUUCCCAUUUGUGUUCUACUUCAAGACAUCUGUUCACCGUACGAGGUCUUAAAAUCGUGUGAACCGUGCUGUGAACCGACCUGUGAAGAUGAUUGUCAGCAUGCAAUCUGUCGCAGAGCGCCGGAUUCUGUGCCAGUACCGACGUGCGUUUGUCGCCAAGGAUACGUACGGCACGGUGGGUCAUGCAUACGGAAAGAAUCCUGCCCAUCACCGUACACCGUAGCUUCGUCGUACGAUAUGUUCCGGCCAAGGCAAUACUACCCUACACCGCGUGCUUACGUACGGAAAUCUUGUGGCCUCAAUGAAAAACUUAGCCACUGCAGACCAUCGUGUGAGCCGACAUGCGAGAAGAAUUGUACCGGUGUGAAGCAUCCGGCAGUUUGCAUUCCUGAGACGAGCUGCAUCUGUAAGGAUGGUUUCGUGCGGCAUAAGGGUCGCUGCAUUCAACGGUAUGAAUGUCCCAAGCGCAACCCGUACCUCACAAGGUCAAUGUCUGGCGAGUACAUCGACUUCGAUUACGUUUCCAUGGAGGCAAUGAAAUCGGAUGAAGAUUACAGCUAUAAAACACAGGCCGAAUUCACCGUGAAGCGUCCAAAUGUACCUACCUAUGAGUAUAAGAAACCAUCGCAGAUGGCUCCGAUGUAUAUUAGGACCAUGGCAACUGCAGCUAACUCACCUGCGUCCGGUGAGCACACUACUACCUACACAACCGAAAGGCCUGCCCUUUAUCCUCCACUGUGUGCCUGUCACAGUGCGAACAAACAGGUGACACCGGCCUACUUGCCCCGGUUGGACGACAACGUAUCGUACGACAGCACGGAAGAAGUUUCCGACAUUGUUCCAUACGUGCCAUCCGUUGGACCAUACAUGAAGACCGCUUCGAAGUGUCUGUUUCCACCGAGCCCUUCGCCCUCGGUUGGACUGUUUUCCGUCCCGCGUAAAACACUUCAAGCAUCACCGCCCGUACAUCAGUGCGAUUUAAACGAACCGCUGGAUCACUUUUGUGGCUCCGGACAGCAAAGUUCUGACGCCCAGGACGAACCUCGGAAAGCUCCAACGAUCUGGCCACCGGUUAACCCCUACAGCCACCGUUGUACGGCAUGCAAACGAAACAAACUGCCGUAGUUUCGUAUGGAGGAAAACCGCAGGACAAAACUGAUUGAAGUGUUGCAUAAAUUAUGAUCGUCCACCUCGUUUUAUCUAACUUUUUGCACAAUAAAUUAUUUUUCUGAUACCUACCUAAC